This is a messenger RNA of Neltuma alba, 2196 nucleotides long. RefSeq lists its product as uncharacterized. NCBI's taxonomy places the organism in Eukaryota, Viridiplantae, Streptophyta, Magnoliopsida, Fabales, Fabaceae. The transcript is spliced from 2 exons. The record is from RefSeq and is a predicted model, not a curated record. Bases 1 to 2196 code for a protein of 731 amino acids.
AUGGUGAUGGAUGCAGCUGGGCCGAGCUUUUGGGAUAACUAUAGUGAAGGUCCUGAAGAGAUGCCAAAUCCUGAUGCAAGAGCAUUUUAUGAAUUGCUACGUGCUGCUCAACAACCUUUGUGGGAAGGAUGUGAAGAGGAAUCUCAACUUUCAGCAACUUUGCAGUUGUUGAGUAUCAAAGCAACAACCAACAUGUCACAACAAAGUUUCAAUUUAGUCUCUCAACUUAUGCGGAGGACCCAACCUAAAGACACUCAUAUGCCUACAGACUUGUACCAAACAAAGAAGUUAGUGUCAAAGUUAGGUCUUGAUUAUAAGAAGAUCGAUUGUUGUGUGAAUGGGUGUAUGUUGUAUUAUAAAGCUGAUGAUAGUGCAACCCAAUGUAAAUUUUGUUGUGAGGCAAGAUACUUCUCCAAAAAGUGUCAUGGAAGAAAGAAGAAAGUUGCAAGGAAGCAGUUGUGGUUCUUACCUCUUAUUCCAAGAUUACAAAGAUUGUUUGCUUCUGAAAAAAUUGCAAAGCAAAUGAGAUGGCACUAUGAAAAUCGUCGAGGUUCUAAUGUCCUUUCUCACCCUUCUGAUGGCCAAGCAUGGAAGGUUUUGGAUAGGACAUAUCCAAACUUUGCAUAUGAUCCAAGAAAUGUGAGGCUUGGGUUAUGUGCUGAUGGAUUUACGCCAUUUGGGCAAUCUGGGAGGCAAUAUUCUUGUUGGCCUGUGAUUAUUACUCCAUAUAAUCUACCACCUGAGGUAUGCAUGACACGAGAAUACAUGUUCUUGACAUUGAUCAUCCCUGGUCCUAAUAAUCCUAAAGGAAAAAUUGAUGUCUAUUUACAACCUUUAAUAGAUGAAUUAAAAUUAUUGUGGGAUGAGGGGGUUCCAACAUAUGAUGCCUCGUUGAGACAAAACUUUUGUAUGCAUGCUGCACUAUUAUGGACAAUCAAUGACUUUCCUGCUUAUGGUAUGUUGUCUGGUUGGAUGACAAUGGGAAGAUUAUCAUGUCCAAUAUGUAUGGAGAACUCAAAGGCAUUCCAAUUAAAGCAUGGGCGGAAAUCAUCUUUCUUUGACUGCCAUCGUCAAUUCCUUCCCAAUGAUCACCAAUUCAGGAGAAAUAAAACCUCUUUUUACAAGAACAGGAUUGAAAACUCAAUGCCUCCACCUCGUUUAAGUGGAGAGGAAGUUUGGGAAAGAGUACAAAAUUUGCCGAAGGUCACUGAGAGUGGAAAAACUAUUCCAAUUGAAGGCUAUAAGCACACUCAUCAUUGGACAAAACAAAGCAUAUUUUGGGAAUUGCCAUAUUGGAAAAGUAACCUCAUUCGACAUAAUCUUGAUGUCAUGCACAUUGAGAAAAAUGUUUUUGAUAAUCUGUUUCACACUGUCAUGGACACAAAGGGAAAAACAAAAGAUACUAUACAAGCUCGAAUGGACUUGAAAGAAUAUUGUCGGCGAAAGGAUGAUGAACUUGUUGAAAGAGGAGGGAAAAUAGUGAAACCCAUUGCAAAAUAUACAUUGAAUUUAGAACAAAAACGACUGAUUUGUCAAUGGGUGAAGAACUUAAAACUCCCUAAUGGAUAUGCAUCUAAUCUAGCUCGAUGUGUGGACAUGAAGGAAGCAAAGUUAUAUGGAAUGAAGAGUCAUGAUUGUCAUGUAUUCAUGGAACGCUUACUUCCUAUUGCCUUUGCCACUUUGCCUGAAGUUGUUUUAAAUCCUAUAGUAGAGCUUAGUCAAUUCUUUACACAACUUUGUUCUACUACUUUGAUGAUAAAUCAACUAGACAAUUUAGACCAAAAUAUUGUUACGACGUUAUGCAAGUUGGAGAAGGUCUUUCCCCCAGGGUUCUUUGACUCAAUGGAGCAUUUACCUAUCCAUCUUCCCUAUGAAGCUAAAGUUGGAGGGCCUGUUCAAUAUCGAUGGAUAUAUCCAUUUGAAAGGUUUCUCCAUACCUUGAAACAAAAGGUAAGGAACAAAGCUCGAGUUGAAGCGUCUAUAUGUGAAGCUUAUAUAAUUGAAGAGACCACGGUAUUUUGCUCACACUAUUUUGAGUCAGGUGUUCCACCAAGAAUAAGAAGACCUAUAAGAAAUGACGAUGGUGGAGAAUCAGAUGUGCCAGCAAUAUCUAUAUUUAACUAUCGGGGAAAACCUUCUGGGGAAUGUAAAUCUCGUUUCUUGGAGGAUGAAGAAGCCGAAGCAAUCACUCAGUAG